UAUAUUUUCCUAACAAACUAACUACAAUAUUUUUGAAACAGUAAGUAAAAACUCUUGAAGCCAUCAUGCUGUAUACCGAUAAUUUCUGUUGCUGCAUUGAUUUAAAAUGCGGUUGCAUUAUCAUAGCCAUAUUGGAAGUAAUCAUACGCGGUGUGGACAGAUUUCUUGUGGACACUGAAACUUUUGUAGGCUAUAUUACUUUAAUUAUAAUUGGCGUCUAUAUUGUUAGCUGUAUUAUUUUGCUUGUUGGCGCAAUUUUAAGAGUGCGCUUAAUGCUGUUGCCCUACUUGAUUGUCAUUGUUGCGCAUAUAAUACUUUUAAUUGCUGUAUGCAUCUAUGUGGCGCUUUAUGAUGAAGUCUACGAUUAUAUAAUCUUUGAUGGAAUUCAAGCAAUUGUGAGCAUGUACUUCUUUUUAGUUGUACGUUCCUUUUAUGUUACGUUAGGCGACUGAGAAGUAGCGAAUUUAACAAAUGUUAUUUAGGCGUAUACGUUAUUUUUUAUUAAAUGCAAUACGCAUAUUUUGUUAAUUUAUUUCAUAAGCUUUAACUUAAGUUUCUCUGUGUGCAACAACAACAAAAACAAUA
Molecule: messenger RNA, 585 nt
Organism: Drosophila busckii
Lineage: Eukaryota; Metazoa; Arthropoda; Insecta; Diptera; Drosophilidae
Exons: 4
Coding region: 66-452 (128 amino acids)
Source: RefSeq, a predicted model, not a curated record